Messenger RNA from Sarcophilus harrisii (Tasmanian devil), 2516 nucleotides. Its product is annotated as zinc finger protein 85-like. Gene Ontology annotation, molecular function: DNA-binding transcription repressor activity, RNA polymerase II-specific. Bases 394 to 2418 code for a protein of 674 amino acids. NCBI's taxonomy places the organism in Eukaryota, Metazoa, Chordata, Mammalia, Dasyuromorphia, Dasyuridae. The transcript has 6 exons. Gene Ontology annotation, biological process: negative regulation of transcription by RNA polymerase II. The record is from RefSeq and is a predicted model, not a curated record.
GCCUGCGCCUGAAGCUGUGCACGCACAGGAACUACAACUGGUACCUUGGAGAGCGACCGGCAAGCGGACUGCGGGAAAUUUUCAGGGCUUUGCCUCCAUUUACCCUCAGGCGCUCAGCAAGCUGCUUCUCCUCGAUCUGACUGCUGAGAACUCUGUUGUUUCCUAAAAGGAGAAGGAAAUGGUCCCUAUGGGCCCCCCAACCAGCUUUCAGGAGUCGGUGACCUUCAAGGAUGUGGCUGUGGAGUUCACCUGGGAGGAGUGGAAGCACCUGGAUCCCGCUCAGAGGAACUUGUUCAGGGAUGUGAUGCUGGAGAAUUACAGGAACCUUGUUUCCCUGGGACUUGCUGCUAAAAAGCCAGGUAUCGUCUCCCAUUUGGAGAGAGGAGAAGCACCAUGGAUUCCAAAGAGAGCCCGCCCAAGAGGCCCCUUUCCAGGAUCAUUGAGACUAUUCCCUCCCUGGUAUUAUCCUCUCUCUUACUCUCCUCCUACCUAUCCCCAAUUGUUACCUUGUUGGAUCUGAUGAGUUUCUCCACCAAAGUGUGUACCUGUGACAUCAACCCUUCGUUAUCCAUUUCAGAGUGCCUUAAUCAUGAGAGUAGCUGUGAUACAACAGAGGGAAUUUCAAAACAGGACAUUUUGGCAAGAGAGCCAUCCAAUGCAAGGUUUGAGCUAUUAAAAGCCAAGCAACAGAAGAGCAACCAUGAAAAACAAGUGACAGUCACCCUCAAGAAAACAUCUACUAAAUCUGUUGCCAAGGAAGGUAAUAUGUUAGAGAAAGAAGUCCAUGUGGGAUCAAACUCAUUUCCAAAACAAAGGAUUCAUACAAAGAAAAAUCUACAUAAACAUAAUAAACAUGGAAAGAACUUCACACAUUUCUCAGAUGAAAGUAAACAAGAUAGAAUCUUUUCUAAGAAGAAACUCUGCAAUUAUAAUAAAUGCAGUAAGUCAUUCCAUUACCAUUCACACCUUAUGCAGCAUUAUAGAAAAUAUACUGAAGAAAAAGCACAUGAGCAUGGGAAAAUCACCAGCAAUAGGUUAUCCCUUACAAAUUGUCUAACAAUUCAUGCUACAGAGAAAUUUUUUAAGUGUACUGAAUGUGGGAAAGCCUUCAGUUGCAAAUCUAGUCAUAUUCUAUAUCAGAGAAUUCAUUCUGGAGAGGACUCCUUUGUAUGUAAGGAAUGUGUGAAAUCCUCUAGAAGGAGUAGAUCCCUUACUAAACCUAAAAGACUUCAUAUCGAAGAGAAACGCUUUGAGUGUAGUGAAUGUAGAAAAUCCUUCCGUCAUUACAGAAAUCUUGACAAGCAUAAAAGAAUUCACACUGGAGAAAAAACCUUUGAAAGCACUGAACGUGGAAAAUACUUCAACCAUUGUAGAAAGCUUGACAUACAUAAAAGAGUUCAUACUGGAAAGAAACCCUUUGAAUGUGGUGAAUGUGGGAAAUUCUUCAGUUAUUACAGAAGCCUUCACAGACACAAGAAAAUUCAUACUAGAGAGAAAAACUUUGAAUGCAUUGAGUGUGGAAAAUACUUUAGUCAUUGUAGAAAUCUUGACAGACAUAAAAGAAUUCAUACUGGAGAGAAACCCUUUAAAUGUAGUGAAUGUGAGAAAUCUUUUAGCUAUAGAACUCUGCUGACACAUCAUUACAGAAUUCAUACUGGAGAGAAACCCUUUAAAUGUAAUGAAUGUGGGAAAUCCUUUAGAGGACGUGGACAUCUUAAUAGACAUAAGGUAAUUCAUACUGGUGAGAAAUCUUUUGAAUGUAAUGAAUGUGGAGAAUCCUUUAGAAGGAGUGAAUCCCUUAAUAAUCAUAAAAGAAUUCAUACUGGAGAAAAACCAUUUAAAUGUAAUGAAUGUGGAGAAUCCUUUAGAAGGAAUGAAUACCUUACAAAACAUAAUAGAAUUCAUACUGGAGAGAAACCCUUUAAAUGUAAAGACUGUGGAAGAUAUUUUAGAAGAAGUGAAUCCCUUACUAAACACAAGAGAAUUCAUACUGGAGAGAAACCUUUUAAAUGUGAUGACUGUGGAAAAUACUUUAGAAGGAGUGACUCUCUUACUACACAUAAAAGAAUUCAUACCGGAGAGAAACCUUUUAAAUGCGAUGAAUGUGGGAAAUCCUUUAAACAAUAUGGAAAUCUUAGCAGCCAUAAAAGAAUUCACAGUGGAGAGAAGCCUUUUGAAUGUAGUGAAUGUGGAAAGUCUUUUCGUCAGUGUGGAGACCUUACUAAACAUAAGAAAUUUCAUACUGAAGAGAAAUCAUUUAAAUGUACUGAAUGUGAGAAGUCUUUUCACCAUUGUGAAGACCUUGAUGGACAUAAAAGAAUACAUGCUGGAGAAAAACUUUUUGAAUGCAAUGAAUGUGGAAAAACUUUUAGAAGGAUUGUAUCUCUUUCUAGACAUAAGAGAAUACAUACUGGAUAGAAAUCUUUUGGGAUGUGAUGAUUGUAGGAAAUCUUAUAAAUGAGUAUCUUUGAUAAAGAUGUGAUAUAAAAAGUUUAUAAAGAAUUGACACAUAGAAA